AUGACUCUUAAUAUUCUACUUAGUAUUGAGAGUUUUACAUCGACUUGUCCAUCGCAAUCUAUUGUUGUAAAUAAGGUCCAACUGUUAAUUUGUCAAUUUCAUUACGAACAUGGUCCAGAGUUGGCUUUUCCUAAAGAUUUCGAUCAAUCAGAAUAUAUUACAAGUCUUUUCCCUGCGAAAUGGGCUGAUGGUAAAUGCCUGAUUUGCAAGGUUGGAAAAUACUAUGUAAUUUCAAUAGGAAUUCUUUGCCAAAAUAUUCAAACACCACGUGGAAACUUACAACUAUCAGUUGGAAUUGUUUCAACAAAACCAAUAUUUACAAGACAGCAACAUGAGUUCUUGAUUGAUAUCCAAAAUAGAAUUAGUGUAGCCAAAUCUGUUGAUUAUAACUAA
Messenger RNA from Trichomonas vaginalis G3, 393 nucleotides. RefSeq lists its product as uncharacterized. Lineage: Eukaryota; Parabasalia; Trichomonadida; Trichomonadidae. Bases 1 to 393 code for a protein of 130 amino acids. The transcript has a single exon. The record is from RefSeq and is a predicted model, not a curated record.